UUAACUUUACUCCUCUCUCCAUAGAUGCUGCCAGACCCACUGAGCUUCACCUGCAAUUUCUGUUUUGUUUGUUUCAGACCUCCAGCAUUCAGAAUUCUUUGUUUUGUAUAUAAUUUGUGGUGCUAGGUCACAGAUCUGCCAUGAUAUCACUGGAUGCAUUAUUAUUGUUGAUGAUCAGCCAGACUGUUUCUCUUAGCGAGACCGACCUGCAGCAGCGAAAAUAUCAAGAUAUGCAGGAUUGUUUUGCUACUCCAGUUACUUUGCCUGCCAGCAAACCCACUAGCCAGUAGGGUAACACAGGUUGGGUUUCUAGAGGUGUUGACAUUUUAUUUAUGAACAAAAGUAUUAUUCAGCAUCUGCAAAGCACUUUGGGAGUUGUUGUGGUCUCAAAAGACACAACAAAAGCACUGUUACCUGUGAGUCAGCAGGCCUGGGUUCAAGUCCCACCUAGUCCAGAGGUGAGUCAUAAAAUUUCUGAACAGGCUGAUGAGAAAAUAUCUAAAAAUAAUGUCAAGAGCACAUCCCUAUUUUGUUUGCAAGGUGGGUAGAGUGAAAACAUAUUAAUUAGUCCUGAUUCUCUAUUUCCACUUAGUACCACAGAGCACUUAGCAUCAUACACACGCGGGCUCUGACCACGUGGAGGGCAUCGAGAGAGCGCGGGAACGGCUCCAGUUUGUGAAUGGGGUCACGAUGAUGUAAUCAUCUGACGCCACAGAAGGGUGGAGCAGGGCGUGGGUCACGUGAGGGGCGGGGCGUGUCGCUAGGGGGUUGCGGCCCUUAGGAACGGGCCUGGGAAGCUAGAGGGAAGAGGUAGGUAGCCUCAAUAAACCUUCAUACUUAUAUGUACUCACAUUAUAUCAUUUUAAAUAAAAGAUCAGGAUGGCUGACAAGGAUUAUGAUAGCGCUGAGCAAAAGAUGGGGAAUGUCAGUGAAAACACACUGCUAACUAGUGGCAUCAGGAAGAAUCUCUACACAGAGGCGGAUUUAAGAGCAGAAUCCUGUAGUUUAGUUGAUGAAAGAACAGCAAACUCAGAUUUUGAGGAUUCCACGAUUGAUUUCAGUCACAAGCCCCCAAACUGUUUUGUGGCAUCAGAUUCAAGCAUCGACGCCCUGUGUGAGCGAACAAAACAGCUGGUUAACGAAAUAAACAAAAGUAGGAUAAAGGACCACAAGUUGAUGAGCAGCUUUAAAGACACUCUUAUUUUGAAGGUUUCAGAAUUCUCGAAGAAGAUCGAAGAAGGAUUGUUUGAAAUCUACAGUAGUGAGAACAAAUUGAUUGAGGACACACUGCAAGAGCUGUUGAACAUCCUCGAUAGGGUCAGAUGUUUAGAGUCCGAACUUAAACAGACCUGCACUGCCAUGGCAACAGUCUACAAGGACAUGUGUACUCAACCGGAAGUAUAAGUGGUACUUUACUACAUAACGGGCUCUAGAGAAUAACUAUUCACAUUUUUUCUUUACCUUUUCUUUAAAAGUGUUCAGUGUCGUAGGUAGAAAAUGCAAUUGCUUAUAGGUUUCUUGGUGGCCAGUUGGCUUUCUAUUAAGUAAUGGGUUUUUUUUUGCAAUCCAGUAAAGUUAUGCUUUAGAACACAACCUCUGCAAAACUCCAGGGCCCACCCAAUUUUUAACCCAUUCAAAACCCAUCCACUCGCUUGAGUUAAACUCAGGUCUCCCAUUGCCUGAAUCUACUACCUUUAUUUAAUUAGCACUCAGUGUGAAAUUGUACUGUAGUUUCUGCUUGGCAGAUUUUCUUAUAUUAACAAUUGUAAAAUAAAUUGUUUAAGAACUGCUUUGCAGGUUGUUACAUUUAAAAACAAAAUGGAGGUAGUUGCACUGUUGAUAUAACACUGUGUGCAGUGGAAUAGCUGACAUACAUUCAAAGCCACAAUUCUCUCUCAGCCUGGUUGCAAUCUAAACUAUGUUGUCAAGGAGUUGGACAUA
Molecule: messenger RNA, 1941 nt
Organism: Chiloscyllium plagiosum (whitespotted bambooshark)
Lineage: Eukaryota; Metazoa; Chordata; Chondrichthyes; Orectolobiformes; Hemiscylliidae
Gene: syce2
Product: synaptonemal complex central element protein 2
Biological process (GO): synaptonemal complex assembly
Cellular component (GO): central element
Source: RefSeq, a predicted model, not a curated record